Messenger RNA from Cylindrotheca closterium, 1800 nucleotides. Lineage: Eukaryota; Bacillariophyta; Bacillariophyceae; Bacillariales; Bacillariaceae. The record is from the annotation of a GenBank genome assembly.
AUGUCAGGUGGAAAUAUAAAUCCAGGUGCUGUGAAGGCUGACUACUACUCGAAAGGAUCCACAGAAUUGGCUCAGGAUACUGCUCUCACGCUUAGUCGACUGGAAGCUAGACGGAGGCUCACUAAAGAUUCCCAGCGACUUGUAAUCGUAUUGGUUGGAUUGCCAGCUCGAGGAAAAUCCUUUGUGGCAAGAAAGCUCGUCAAUUUUCUAGAAUGGAACGGAAUCGACACAAAGAUCUUCAAUGUAGGAAGAUAUCGACGCCAAGCAUAUGCCGAGAUAUCGACAUCCGAGAGUGGUGCAUGUGAUGCAACCUUCUUUGAUUCCAAAAACGAAAAGGCUGCGGCUUUGAGAGAAAAGGUUGCCGAAAUUGCUCUCAAAGACAUGCUACGGUGGCUAGAUGACGAGGGGGUGAACGACGGUGAUUCGGACAAUGGAAACAACAGUAGAGACUCUAUCGCUUCGGGAGGUUCUGAAACAAAUUAUGUCCGCCAAGAUAGGAUCGCAAUCUUUGAUGCAACUAAUUCAACAGACAAAAGAAGGCAGUGGGUCCUUGAAGAGUGUACUUCACCUGAAAAGAGACCCGGUAAACCAACUGGUUGCGUGUUCGUGGAAUCAAUCUGCGAUGACGAAGAACUGGUUGAGGAAAAUUUCAGAUUCAAGAUAUCAAACAGCCCUGAUUACAAAGGCGUCUCCAAAGAGGAAGCUAUAAGAGAUUUGAAGGAGAGAGUCCGAAAGUAUGAAGAACAGUACGAAACAAUCACAGAUGAUUCCCUAUCCUAUAUCAAAAUGUACAAUCUCUCCACAAAGAUGAUGGUCAACCAUAUUUAUGGACGUAUGUCAAAGAUAAUUGUGCCUGCACUGAUGGCAUGGAACAUUGGAACACGUCCCAUUUUUCUUUGCCGUCCUGGCCAAACUAUUUCUGACAUCACAACUGAUAGCGACGACCACGUUACCAAGGUGAACCUUAAGGGUAGCGACAUUUUGGAUUUGUCUGUCUCCACCCGAAAACGGGUCAUGAGUGGUGAUAAACUCGGACCAGCUGGCAAGAAAUUCUCGGAAGAGCUUUACAAUUUCGUGUACGAAGAGGGCAUGGAUUUCUUGUUGAAGCGAACAAGCAUCAUGGACAUGACACAGACGGGUACCUCUAUCAGUGGCUUAGCACCCAGUAUCUAUAACACAAAACAGAAGGAUGUUCGAGAGCCUCCAUUUCCGCUCAAAAUUUUUACUAGUACAAUGCCAAGAGCUGCUGAAACGAUCCGAUGGGAUGAAUACGAUAUGCGCGUUGACGAACUAUCAAACUUGAAUCCGCUAGACAAAGGAGACCACGCCGGAAAAGAACUACAGGACUUGCAGUCGACAGAUCCCGCAUGGUAUGCAAUCCUUCAAAAAAAUCCAUUUUCCACAAGAUUCCCUGGUGGCGAAUCGUACAAAGACUUGAUCAAACGAUUAGAGUCCGUAGUUGUUGAGCUGGAACAGCAAGUCAUUCCUACUUUGGUCGUGAGUCAUGUAAGCACACUGCAGGUUUUGAUUGCGUAUUUCCGCAAUACACCAGUAGAGGAAGCCAUGACAAUUGAAGUGCCACUACAUUCGGUAAUUAAGUUUACGCCUGCUCGUGGUGGAGGUUGGAGUGAAAGUCAGGUUCCUCUAUCUCCCGUUUUUGAAAGGGCCAAUUCGGAAGUGAUGACUCAAGAAUCGUUGACAAUCGAGGGAAUGGAGGAGCUUGGAGGAGUUAAAACGCCAAUUUGGGGUGAUCACAUGAGGAAAUCAAGCUUACUUUCGUUUGGAAGCAAUACCCAUUAA